AUGGUCUGUCGCCUAGGGUACCUUUGUCGCCGGCGAUUUUGCCCCCGGCCCUUCUUGGUGGGCUUGGUGGUAGCGAUCUGCCUCUUCUACCAGACCCUGACGCUCAGAGGGACAAGGAAGCUCACAGCUGCCCCAAACACACCCACGGAAACCCAGGCAAGCAGAUGCAAGAAAGGAUUCUCCCCAGACAAACAGUGCUUCCUACCCUCUGGUAAUGCCCAGACAAUCAGGAAGAUCGAAGAAUCAAUCGCCACACACUUUGGCAGCCACGGCAGAAGGGCCAUGCUCUACAGACCUCCUUCCUCCAGCAAAACAGAAGUUCAACUCCUCCAGCACAUUCUCACUCAACACGGUUACACUGUUGUCGUUGUUGAACAAAUGCAGGAUGCUGUUCUUGGGCUGGGGCUCUUAGAACAAGGAGGUUUGGGCUCGUGGGAUCUGCUCAUUUGCCUGUCUUCGCGGAAGGCUGAUGGAAAGCCCUGUAUAUCCAAGGAAGACCUGUGUUUGUUAAGUUUACAUCAAAAGGUAAACGUAUUACCAGAAAUACAGCAUCAGCUUUGCAGAAAGGAAGGAUUAUGCCAAAUGAUUAGAAGAUAUCCAGAAUUACGACUUCCUGUCAGCCCCUCUGUGUGUGUGGAUCAGCAUACAGAAGUAAAACCGAGCACUUCACAUCACCUUUUACAAACAGUGAAGCCACCUAUGUGGAAAUCAUGGGUUUGGAGACACGAACAACUGAACCAAACAACAGUUCUUGCUGCCCAUGAGACCAUCUUUAGAGCUGAAGAUCUAACUGUGAUUCUUAAGGCAUAUGUGUUGGUGACGUCCUUGUCCCCUUUGCGUGCAUUCAUUCAUUCAACUGGCACCGUCUGGAGUCCACCAAAGAAAAAGCGCUUCACUGUCAAGCUGCAAACAUUUUUUGAGACAUUCCUGAGGGCCAGUUCACCUCUUCAGGCUUUUGACAGUAUGAAGGAAUCAAUAAGUAAACUCCUGGUAGUUGCUGAAGUAUUCAGUGGAACAUCUACUUUGGGACCAAAGGCCUUCAAUAGAUGCAGAUUAUGUUUUCAACUGUUAACUUUUGAUAUUGGUUAUGGCAGUUUCAGACACCCUGUAGUUCUUCAAGUGCAUGAGCAUUUAAAUUUUCAAAAUGCUGAUAAUGUGGACUUUGAGGACCAAAAUACAGAAGAAUUCCUUUUAAGAGAUACUUUCAAUUUUCUCCUCUCUAACGAAUCUUCAUUUCCUAUAUUUUAUGAGAUAUUUCAGAGAUUUUACAGAUUGGGUGUAUUUAAAGGUGAAAACUAUCCAAAGGAGCUAAACCAAUGCCUGUCUUUAGAGGAUAUUAACUCAAUUAUGACUUUUAUAAAGGAACUUGGGAGUCUGGGACAAUUCCAACUGCUCUUCCCAUCUACCGCUCCUGGGAUUCAAUCUUUGAUGCAUGACUUUUAUUAUAUGGAAAAUCCUAUGGGGAAACCUGGCUCAGUUCUGACCCGAUACUGGUCUCUUUUAAAUGUAUUUGAACAAUUUCAGCUCAUGAAAAAAAAGGCACAGCUACGUCCCCUGGAAUGGAAUUCUUUCACAGAGAACGAGAACAUUGGAAAACCGCAAGUGCCAUUAGAUGCAAUUGAAAAUAAAAAAGGUAAAAUACCACAAGUUAUGAAUGAGACCAAAGACAUACACUGCAAUGAUGAUAAACAUGCAUUAUGUCAUAUCAAGCAGAUCUCCAUACAUCCACAUUUGGAACUAAGUCCUGAAUUUAACCCAAAGAUCAAAGACUAUUACUCUGAAGUCCCAUUUGAUGUGGUAACAGUGACAAUUGGAGCAGAGACUUCCAAGUGUCAGUGCAGGGUGCACCUGUAUGAACGGGCUGGGCCAAGCUUUGCCAACUACCCUCUGGGAUUAGGAAUGAACACAAUCUCAAUGCUUGUGGUGGAUGAAUCUCCAGCCCAGGGUGAAAGUCUGAUUGUUUACCGAUUCACCAUCUACAGAGAGGACCGCCCAAGUCUGCCCUUGUUCGAGGACUUCACAGCUUGUGGUUUUGUGCAGGAUUGUGGAUUGCUGAUUCACCCGGAGGAGGCCUGUGGAUUACAACCUAUUUCUUCUGACUACAUUGAAGCCAUUUCACAGCCUGAACUAAAGAUUUGUCCAUCAGGAGACACAAAAGGGCAGUGGAUUGUGCCUUGUCUUAGUUGUUCAGACAACAGGACCUGUGACUGGAGAGAAAUCACUUGGCAACCCCACAACUGCCAUUACAGCAUCCUGACGAAGCCUCGGCUUCAGCAGUGCCUAGGAGGAAGGAAGAUUCUUUUCAUUGGAGACUCGACUAACAGAGGGUUAAUGUAUUAUCUGAUUGAAAGACUGAAUGAAACCCUGCAGGGAUGGCAAAAGGUGCACGGCACUAAAUUCUAUCACGACGUCAACGGUGGAAAGACUUUAAUCAGUUACUCCUACUAUCCCCAGUUCUGGAUAAGCCCUUCCUUGAGACCAACAUUUGAAAAAGCACUUGAACAUCUCUUGCAAAGAUCACGUCCCCUAGAGAAUACCGGUCAGACUGUAUUAGUUGUUGGUGGUGUUCAGUGGCUUAAUUCUAACCACCUGCAAAUUAUUCACAAGGUUUUGAAAAGGGAAAACUUACCCAAUAUUCUGGUGAUCAUCAAAACUUUGGGAAUUGGAUUUCAUCUGCCAGUGGCUGGAGUGCAUUUUUUAACUCAGAGAGAAGUACAGAAUUUAUGGAAAGAAAAUUUGAUUAUUCUGGAUGCUGCAAAAAAAUAUGGCUAUGAAGUGGUUGAUACAUUCACUAUAACAAUGGGAAGGUACAAAGAGUUCCUGCCGGGGAAAUGCGGAUGUCAUUUCCAUGAGGUAGUGAAGUCAAAGCUAGCCGAAGAACACCACUUUAUUAAAAUGAAACAAUCAAGGAAUCAUAUUGUGGGAAAGUAUUUCAGCAAUCUAAACAAACUUCAGCAAGAUUCUGUAACCAGGAUUCAAUCUCCGUAUCAUGUCCGAGGUCCAAUUAAUCAGGUUUGUUCUGAGAUCCUUCUCAGCCGGAUGUGUGCAAGUAAGUGGACGGCGCAAGAUCACAUGUAA
This is a messenger RNA of Chrysochloris asiatica (Cape golden mole), 3078 nucleotides long. RefSeq names its product cadherin-like and PC-esterase domain containing 1 (gene CPED1). The transcript is spliced from 22 exons. The record is from RefSeq and is a predicted model, not a curated record. The coding region runs from base 1 to 3078 and encodes 1025 amino acids. NCBI's taxonomy places the organism in Eukaryota, Metazoa, Chordata, Mammalia, Afrosoricida, Chrysochloridae.